AAAACAAUACUAUAUUAAGAGAAGCAUCAAAUAUUGUGCUUUACUUUGAAUAUGAAUUUCUGAUACAUAUAGUUCCAAAUUCAUAUCUUUGUCUGAAUCCAAAUUCACAAUAAAAUAUAUUAUGGACAUUCUUGUUUUCAUGAUUUUUGUUUCCUAUUUACUUGCUCACUCUUUCAAACUUUCCAUAGCAGCUGAUUCUCUUGGUUUGUCACAAUCCAUCAGCAAUAAUAAUAAUACCUUGGUGUCCCAAAAUGGAAGAUAUGAACUUGGUUUCUUCACUCCAGGUAACUCUAACAAAACUUACCUUGGUAUUUGGUACAAAAACAUUCCUGUUCAAAAAUUUGUUUGGGUUGCAAACAGAAACAAUCCCAUCAAUAGUACUUCAAACCAUGCACUAUUUCUCAACAGCACAGGCAACCUUGUUCUUACUCAAAAUAACUCCUUUGUUUGGUACACAACAACCAAUCAAAAGCAAGUACAUAAUCCUGUAGCAGUGCUGUUAGACAGUGGAAAUCUUGUGGUAAAAAAUGAUGGAGAAACAAACCAAGAUGAGUAUUUAUGGCAAAGCUUUGAUUAUCCAUCAGAUACCCUUUUAGAUGGGAUGAAAUUGGGAAGGAAUCUAAGAAAUGGUCUUGAUUGGAAGUUAACGUCUUGGAAGAGUCCAGAAGAUCCAUCUGUAGGAGAUGUUUCUUGGGGUUUAGUACUGAAUAAUUAUCCUGAGUAUUAUAUGAUGAAAGGAAAUGAUAAAAUUUUCAGGCUUGGACCAUGGAAUGGUUUACACUUUAGUGCAUUACCAGAACAAGUUUCAAACCCUUUUUUGAAUUAUGAGUAUGUUUCCAACGAUGACGAAAUCUUCUUUAGAUAUAGCAUCAAGAUCAAUUCUGUUAUCUCAAAAGUAGUUGUAGACCAAACAAAACAACAUCGAUACGUAUGGAAUGAACAAGAACAUAAAUGGAAGAUAUAUAUAACAAUGCCUAAAGACUUAUGUGACAGUUAUGGUCUUUGUGGACCUUAUGGAAAUUGCAUGAUGACCCAACAACAGGUUUGUCAAUGUUUUAAUGGUUUUAGUCCAAAGUCACCACAAGCAUGGAUUGCAUCUGAUUGGAGUCAAGGAUGUGUGCGCGAUAAACAUUUGAGUUGCAAUCGCAAUCACACAAAUAAAGAUGGGUUUGUCAAAUUUCAAGGCCUAAAAGUUCCAGAUACUACACAUACUUUGUUGAAUGUUACUAUGAGUAUUGAGGAAUGCAGAGAAAAAUGUUUGAACAAUUGUUCUUGUAUGGCUUAUACAAAUUCAAACAUAAGUGGAGAAGGGAGCGGUUGUGUUAUGUGGUUUGGUGAUCUAAUUGACAUAAGACAGUUUCAAGAAGGUGGACAAGAUCUCUAUAUUCGGAUGUUUGGUGCAGAGCUAGACAACAUUGAAGAACCUGGACAUAGACACAAAAGGAACUGGAGAACGGCCAAAGUAGCUUCGGCUGUUAUUUUAAGUUGCGGGGUGAUUUUGGUGUGCAUUUAUUUCAUCUUCAGAAACCAGAGGAAGACUGUAGAUAAACAACCAGACAAAUCUGAAAGGCAUGUAGAUGAUCUUGAUCUGCCAUUGUUUGAUCUGCCAACAAUUUCCACUGCAACUAAUGGCUUCUCAAGAAACAAUAAAAUUGGCGAAGGUGGUUUUGGAACUGUGUAUAAGGGAAAACUAGCCAAUGAUCAAGAAAUUGCAGUUAAGAGACUUUCAAGCAUCUCGGGACAAGGAAUGACCGAGUUCAUAAAUGAAGUAAAGCUAAUUGCAAAACUUCAACACCGAAAUCUAGUAAAGCUGCUAGGUUGUUGCAUUCAAGGACAACAGAUGUUGAUUUACGAAUACAUGGUUAAUGGUAGCCUGGACUCCUUCAUUUUUGACAAUGACAAGAGUAAAUUGCUAGAUUGGUCAAAGCGGUUCCAUAUAAUUUGCGGAAUUGCAAGAGGGCUCGUGUAUCUUCACCAAGAUUCCCGAUUAAGGAUUAUCCAUAGAGAUCUCAAAGCAAGUAAUGUUUUACUCGACGAUAAUUUGAAUCCAAAAAUAUCAGAUUUUGGAACAGCUAGAACUUUCGGAGGAGACCAAUUCGAAGGAAACACAAAGAGAAUAAUUGGAACUUAUGGGUACAUGGCACCAGAAUAUGCUGUUGAUGGAUUAUUUUCGGUGAAAUCUGACGUUUUUAGCUUCGGCAUUUUAUUAUUGGAGAUUAUAUGUGGCAAAAGAAAUAGAGCAUAUUAUCACACAGAUGGUACUCUUAACCUUGUUGGCCAAGCAUGGGCAGCGUGGAAAGAGGACAGGGCUUUAGGUUUGACCGACUCAAACAUUGAUGAGACGUAUGUUGUAUCAGAAGUAUUGCGUUGUAUGCACAUUAGUCUCCUGUGUGUACAGCAGAAUCCUGAAGAUAGGCCGACCAUGGCUUCUGUAAUUCUAAUGUUGGGGAGUUCUGAGAAGGAAUUAGGAGAACCUAAAGAACCUGGUUUCAUUUCCAAAAAUGUUUCAUCUGAAACAAAUUCAAUCACAAAUCCAAAGGGUUGUUGUAGUUCAGUAAAUGAAGUGACCAUUUCCUUAUUAGAUGCUCGAUGAAACUAUUUUCCUCGAGACAUAUUCCACUAAUUAUAUAUGGAUGCACGUUAAAGUCUAUAUCGUAAGGUGAACUUAUAGUCUAGUUAUUUUUGAAGUAUUGUUUUGUAUUUUUUAGUAAUAUAUGAAAUGAUACACACAUACCAGAAAAGGUAUCAGUUAUGCUAUAAAUGAGGUAGGAUUCUCUCAAGUAGAUUAUGAUUUGAGCUUACAAAACUUACUAACUCAAACAGUACAAUCAUUGUACAAUAUGUAGAUGAUUUUCAAUCAAGUACAAUUAAAGUA
This is a messenger RNA of Medicago truncatula (barrel medic), 2875 nucleotides long. Its product is annotated as G-type lectin S-receptor-like serine/threonine-protein kinase At4g27290. The record is from RefSeq and is a predicted model, not a curated record. NCBI's taxonomy places the organism in Eukaryota, Viridiplantae, Streptophyta, Magnoliopsida, Fabales, Fabaceae. Gene Ontology annotation, molecular function: ATP binding; protein serine/threonine kinase activity. Gene Ontology annotation, cellular component: plasma membrane. Gene Ontology annotation, biological process: recognition of pollen; protein phosphorylation. The transcript has 7 exons. Bases 122 to 2593 code for a protein of 823 amino acids.